This is a messenger RNA of Zerene cesonia (dogface butterfly), 1902 nucleotides long. It is a transcript of the gene frj, whose product is annotated as lysophospholipid acyltransferase 7-like. The record is from RefSeq and is a predicted model, not a curated record. Gene Ontology annotation, molecular function: lysophospholipid acyltransferase activity. Bases 155 to 1606 code for a protein of 483 amino acids. Gene Ontology annotation, cellular component: mitochondria-associated endoplasmic reticulum membrane contact site; membrane. Gene Ontology annotation, biological process: phosphatidylinositol biosynthetic process; lipid modification. The transcript has 7 exons. NCBI's taxonomy places the organism in Eukaryota, Metazoa, Arthropoda, Insecta, Lepidoptera, Pieridae.
CAGGUCAUCCGUCACAGACCUAGUACAUACCUAUUGUUAGUAAUUACUAAUUAGUGUUUUGGAAAUUAUUUGUGCGAUUCUCUGUUAAUCGGGUUUAGUGUGAUAUUAUGAAAUAUUAGUAAUAAGCACAUACAUUAUCAAAUUUUCAAGUACAAUGUGGUCGUUCAUACAGAAAAAUAAAAAUGACAUUAUAUAUUUAUCGCUACUACUUUUUAGUGUUCUGAUCGGACCGUAUUACAGAAAGCUUAAAACAGUUGAAUCCAAAAAAUGGGGUGGUUCAAUAUUAGGUUUAUUGUUAAUUAUAAUAGUGUCAGGCUACAGUGCUGUACAUCCUAUUCUCUCAGCUUUACUAGGGAUUGUUGUCAUUAAGGCAGCUACAAUAAAAUAUUGUCACAUCCUAACAUUCUUCUUCAUGUUUGGCUACUUGUUUUUCUUCCGCCUUGCUGACAAAUUUGGCUUUGCACUGUCCUCUGGUCAAACAAAUUUGAUUGAAAUGAUAAUUGUAUUGAGAGUAAUUGGUGUUGCAUAUGAAAUGAAUGGAUCUUGGCUAGCCAUAUCAAGAGCUAAGAAAAAAGACCAUGAAACUAAGGAUAUCAAGGAAAGAGAUGAUGAGUUCCUUGAAUUGAUUAAUCCAGAUUUUAUUGACCUCUUUCACUAUGCUUUCAACUAUAUUGGAUUAUUGACAGGUCCAUAUUACAGAUAUCGCACAUUUGAUGACUAUUUCCGCUUACCAUAUAGCAAAUAUGUUGACUGCUUUGGAUUCACGAUUAAUACUCUGAAGGCUGUACCUCUUUAUGUAUCACUAUAUCUGGCUUUCUCUAAUAUCUGGCCUCUCGAAUAUGUGUUGACUGAAGAACACAACAAUAGAAGUUUUCUGUAUAGAAUGAUGUACCCUUGGGUACUAUUUGCUGCUUUCCGCCAACGCAUUUACUCUGGAAUGACAUUAGCUGAAAGUGUCUGUACUUCAGCAGGACUAGGAGCAUACCCUGUGCAAGGAAGGAAUAGAACUGGCCACGGACCUACUGUGGGGUAUUUAAAGUUGAAACAAAUGUCUGAAGAAGAGGCUAAAACAGCGCAAUACGAUUUUAACACGGUUGAGUCUAUGGAGGUGUGGGGUUGUGAGUCUGUGGUGACAUUGAGAGAUUCCAUGAAAGUAUGGAAUAAGGCUGUUCAGUACUGGGUGGCUAUGGUAGUUUAUAAACGGUUUCCAAUCAAACCAUUGAAAAUUCAUGCUGCUCUCUUUGUAUCUGUUGUUUGGCAUGGGUACCAUGCUGGAUACUUCUUCUGCAUUUAUUUCUGUCCUUUCUAUCUAAUGGCUGAAGACAUUUACUAUAAGCUCUACUAUAAAGAAGCUACAGGGAUGAAAAAGAAAAUAAUUGGAUUCAUCAUGUGGUUUUUAAGGUCACAUUCAGAAUCGUACCAAGCUGCAGCAUUCCUACUGCUUACUUUCGAUCGUAUAUGGAUAUAUUAUUCCUCUGUAUAUUUCUAUUGGUACGGAGUAUGGUUGGCAUUCCUAAUAAUGGGACUUAUUUUGAAUCAAUUCCAUAAAAUGAAUAAACCCAAGAAGCCAAGAGAAACGGACAAAGGAGAAAUUAGUGCCAAUUAGACUGAAUAUUUUAUAGUUUAUAAUAUAAUUUGUUUGAUACUUGUAAGUGGGUUUCAAAGUUUGGGGUGAAUUUAAUGCCUUUCUUUGUGAUGUAUUUCUUAUGAAUAGUACUGCGCAAUAUUGCGCUAGUUUUUGAAUUACGCAACAUAAUUAUUAAUCAUCAAUUAUUAUCUGCAUUUAUAGCUAAUGUAAACAUUCUGGUCAAAUCACUAACCUGAUUGAUAUUAUUUCUUGUUAAUGUGCGAUGUAUAUAUUUAUUAAUUGUAUAUUUUUCAAUUAAAAUUUUUGGAAAUCGG